AUGGGCGUCACUGGAGUGCUAUUGCUACUUAGUGGAUUAGGAUAUGCCAUCAUUGGUAUCAAGAACAAGUGGGUAUACGUGUUCGGGUCUGCUGCCUACCUGACCGCUCUCGCCGUCACUGUCUUGAUAGUAUACUUGAUGAACCCUCCCGUCUCAGAUGCCAUCCAGGGAGCCUUCUUCGUGGCGGCCUUCUUCACUGGAGUGAUCUUCGGUGUCCUGUCGUUGGUCUUUGCAGACAUAGCCGAAGGUUUUGGCUGCCUACUCGGUGGCUUCUGUCUAAGCAUGUGGUUCCUCAGCGUCAAGGACGGUGGCCUGAUCACUUCGGGAACUGGUCGUGCCAUCUUCAUUGGUUGCAUGUCAGCUGGAGGCUACUCGCUAGCUUUCAGUCACUACACACGUAACUACGGUCUUAUCGCCUCAAUCGCCUUCUCAGGAGCCACCGCUGCCAUCCUUGGUAUUGACUGUCUGGCUGGUUCCGGCUGGAAGGAGUUCUGGCUUUACCUCUGGAACCUCAACGAUGACAUCUUCCCUCUUAACACCAAUACUUACCCGGUUACCAAGAACAUCAAAGCCGAGCUGGCUGGUGUUGUCAUUAUCACAGUAGUCAGUAUUGUCUCCCAGCUGCGCGUUUGGAAGCUAGUCAAAGAGCACCGCGCAAAGACUGCCGCUCAACAACUCGAAAGACAGGCGGAUCAAGACCGUGAAGAGGAGGAACAAGGUCGCAAGGUUGAGGAGGUCUUCCAGAAAGAGCGUGCUCAAUGGGAAGCUGCAUAUGGCAACGGACAGAACGUACCCGAGGACAGUGUCCGAUCUUCCACUUCAGAUCCCAAAGACCUUACUCAUGUCCAUGAGAAGGAGGUCUCUCCCAACGACAGCGCGGUCACAGUUAAUAUGUCAACUGGAAUGAUGCGAUCUGCCAGCCACACCGCCAAGCCCGAUGCGACUGUCACUGUCGCUGUUCUCGAUGAUGAUGCGAUUCAACAGAUUGAAUCCGAGGCCCAUACCGCUGAGAACGAAAAGGCUCUUCCAGAGGCUCCCAAGGAUGACUCGAGGCCUACUCUAGCCAAAAGCCACAGCCUACGCCCUACAGCCCCGCCACCACCUCCAGCAGUCGUCCCACUUCCGUUCAAAGUCCCUACCGAAGAUGAGGCGCACACUGACGACGACAAUACCUCCGUCUCUGCUGUUCCUGAGACUGAUCACGAUGCCGAGGUGCCCAGGCGCGUCUCGAAGCGCGUUUCUGAUGUCUCCGCAAUGAGGCAACGUAUCUCGAGGGACAUGGUAGCAUCGCAAGAGGCUUUGAUCGGAAUGCGAGGUGACGAAGACGACCGGGCUUCGUCUAUUGCCGCCACACUGGACGACGACCUCGAUGUGCUAUCGGUCCGUAACCUGUCCCCAGUCGAAUCACCAAUCGGAACCGAGCACGACAACCCAUUUGAAAAGCCUGGACUCAAGAGACAGGACUCCGACACUGUGCCUAACCGCAAGAGCGUAGUCAACACAGCUGACGUAGUAAAAUCUCUCACGACUAGUACCGACCCAAAGACAGCAGACUCGCCCGAGGAACAGACAUUCAAGCACAGGGCUGACACGGUCAUGUCUAGCUCCAAGGCGAGCAGCGAGAAAUACUCCAAGUCUACCAAGUCUGAUGAAAUCUCUCAAGGCUCACAAAUGGAACAAGGCGGAUCACAGGUUGGCAGUCUGGCCGAGAACGUGAUGCCGGAGAAGCUGUCGAAAAUCGCCCUAUCUUACCGCACGAACGAAUGGGCGAAGCAUCUCGAGGCUGCCGAAAAGCCAGACUACGAAGACAUGUUCCUGCCCUCGUCACCCGGUAUCAUGCUCGCCGACGGAUCAGAAGAGAAGCCCACACCAGUUAGUGACGAGCUCCUCUACGAGAGCAAGCGCGAAUCAAGAAGGAUGUCCACUGGAAGCCGAACACAACGGAACAGCAGCCAAGGACUCCGACGCAACACCUCGACCUUCUCUCAGGAAUCACUCAUCAACCAGCGAUCCCUAACCCACUCCCCCUCCAUCGCCUCUCCCCAGGUCCUCUCCCGCUCCAACUCCGCCAUCAGACUCGACACCCUCUCGCCCCUCCCCAGCAACACCCUCCUCAGCAAGCGCGAAAGCCUGAUCAAAAACCGCGCCUCAGCCCUAACCCUCACCCCCCAAAUGUCGUCACCCAACCUCUCCCAACGCGGCGCCGACGACGAAGACAUGACGCUAUCCCAACGGCGCGCACUCCUCCAAGCCCAACAACUCUCCCCCUCCCUCUCGCACCAACCCUCGCUCCGCUCCCCGGGCCGCACACCCCCCUCGUCCUCGCAAAAAUGGCAAAACAAAGCCUGGGCCACCAAAGGCGCGCCCGCCGGCUUCGACAGCCACCAACCCAAGCGCUCCUCGAGCGCGCAGUCGGAGCAGAAGCGCGAGCAACUCUACGCGGGUUGGCGCGACACGAUGCGCGAUAUUGCGCCGCCGGCGCAGACGGCUGCUCACGUUGCGGAACAGCAGCGCGCGGCGCUGUUGAUGGAGCGCCGGCAGAAGGAGAUGGAGAGGCAGCAGCGCGAGGUUAUGCAGCAGCAGCGGGCGAGUCAGAUGGAUAGUAUGAUGCGGAGUGGACAAAUGAUGGAUGCGCAUCGUGAGGCGAUGAGGAAGAUGCAGGCGAAUGCUAAUCGACACACUUAG
This is a messenger RNA of Alternaria viburni, 2685 nucleotides long. RefSeq lists its product as uncharacterized. Bases 1 to 2685 code for a protein of 894 amino acids. NCBI's taxonomy places the organism in Eukaryota, Fungi, Ascomycota, Dothideomycetes, Pleosporales, Pleosporaceae. The transcript has 3 exons. The record is from RefSeq and is a predicted model, not a curated record.